GUGUGACGGUCUUAUUAGACAUACAAUUCAUUACUGCUCUCCACCGUUGACCUACGUUAAGCCAAGAUGCCACCGAAGAAGGGUCUAUCCGCGGCUGACAAGAGGGACAGGAUGCUAGAAAUCUUUCACGAAUCCGCCGACGUUUUUGUCAUAAAGGAUGUAGAAAAGCUAUCUAUAAAGAAGGGCAUCAUUGCGCAAGCAGUAAAAGAUGUGCUGCAGACGCUCAUAGACGACGACUUGGUACACUGCGAAAAGAUUGGCAUCAGCAACUACUACUGGGCCUUUCCCUCGGAGGCCAGCGUCAAGCUCGAGACCGAGGUGCGCAAGCAGGAGGGUGAUCUUGCGGCGUUGCAGCGGCGGCGAGCCGAGGUGGAGGCGGCCCUGGCGCAACACAAGGCGGCCAACCCCAACACGG
Molecule: messenger RNA, 415 nt
Organism: Astrephomene gubernaculifera
Lineage: Eukaryota; Viridiplantae; Chlorophyta; Chlorophyceae; Chlamydomonadales; Astrephomenaceae
Source: the annotation of a GenBank genome assembly